UUAAAACUUGCGUUAUGUGCCCUGACGUAAACUCAGGCUUAUUAAUUGCGAUUCACUCUCAUUUCGUGUUAGUCACGAUGAAGUUAUGCGCAACAUGAUGGCGUAGGUGCUUUGGACACUUGACUAAAAUGAACUCAGAAUCACCAUCACACAAAUAAUGCCAGCAAAGUUCUCGUUCCUUUCACAGGCCAGUCGGCUCUUAGUCGUCUCGAGCUUCUUCGCUGCUCUUGCGACAGUGUGCAUGCAGGUUGCUUUCGACCAGUCUGGGGUAUACCAUUCUGCUCUGCGAUUGCUUAUGCUUGUUGUUGGCGUGUCGAGCAACGCUGUGAUGUGGAAAUUCUUUCUUAGCGCAAACGCAGAUGCAGAUAGCAGCACCGGCGUCUCAGCCGUCGCUCUAGGCUUGAAUACAUUUUUCUCAGCCCUUUUAUCCAAGGGAGUGCCGAGAGCAGCAUAUACAAAAACGCGCGAGUUCACUUCAGACUCUUUUAGCGGCCAACAUCAAAACGAAAUACGAUUCUCAACCAUGUUUGAACGAUUGGGUGCUUUUUCUUCUCUACAACUCGAACGAAGUCCUUUCUGGGACCGCGAGAACCUAUGCUUUCUUACGGGGAUAUUUCUGAUUCUUCUGGGAGUUGGGCUACUAUCGCCACCAGAUGACGGCGAACUCGCAGCUCCGGAAACGGCAUCGGAAAUGAAAGAGAUGUCGACCAGUGUGGCGAGAAAGAGAAGAGCCACUAUAAAUCCAGACGCACAGAUUCGUGCCCGAGAAAAAAGUAGAGAUCUUAACAAGCGUGUUAGCUCGUUGGCUAGAAGAAAACGAAAAAAAUCUAAUGGAUGAUGGAUUCAGCACGACCAUCAAGCAGGUAGAAGGAAGUAGAUGUGUUGACAUCAGAAGGGCGAGCACGUCAGCC
Messenger RNA from Amoebophrya sp. A25, 911 nucleotides. NCBI's taxonomy places the organism in Eukaryota, Dinophyceae, Syndiniales, Amoebophryaceae. The record is from the annotation of a GenBank genome assembly.